Molecule: messenger RNA, 6856 nt
Organism: Helianthus annuus (common sunflower)
Lineage: Eukaryota; Viridiplantae; Streptophyta; Magnoliopsida; Asterales; Asteraceae
Exons: 35
Coding region: 187-6618 (2143 amino acids)
Biological process (GO): positive regulation of transcription by RNA polymerase I; maturation of SSU-rRNA from tricistronic rRNA transcript (SSU-rRNA, 5.8S rRNA, LSU-rRNA)
Cellular component (GO): t-UTP complex; 90S preribosome; small-subunit processome
Molecular function (GO): snoRNA binding
Source: RefSeq, a predicted model, not a curated record
ACCGGCGUGUAUACAUGAAAGCACCAUAAACCCUAAAAGCCCUAAAACACCCGCGCCAGCCAUCUCAUUUGAAGUCGGUAGCACCUCUACUCCUCUGUGGGUUUUAGGGUUUAUCAAUUACACUCUUAAAAACUCUCAAUUAGCUCAACGAAAUCUCUUCAGCAAUCUUCGUUUCAAUCAUCUUCAAUGGCGACAUCGAUUGCGUCACAGCUACAAGCAAUUAGGUCAAUUGUUAAAGCCGACACAGACACUCUGAAAAGACCGUUUACUCGCCCCUCAAUCUUGUUCGAUGCUAAAGAAGCUGCUGAUAUUGACCUUGAUGCUCUCUUCGACCUUGCUCAAUCAGGGUUGGAGGCUCUUGUGACACAAGAUGAACGAUUUGCGAAGUACAAGAAUGAUUUGUUUGCACAUAAGAGUAAAGAAUUGGAUAGAGAACUGAUGGGUGUUGAAGAGAAUAACCAAAUUAAUGCUACAAUUAGCUCUUAUUUGCGGUUGCUUUCAGGACAUUUUCAAUCACCUUCAGCCUUGCGGACACUUGAAUAUCUAAUUCGUAGAUACAAGAUCUAUGUUUACAACACAGAUGAGCUGAUUUUAUGUGCUCUACCUUAUCAUGAUACACAUGUCUUUGUACGUAUUGUGCAACUUCUUGACACAGGACAUGGUAAAUGGGCGUUUCUUGAGGGUGUUAAGAUAUCUGGUGCACCACCCCCCAGGAAGGUUAUUGUGCAGCAAUGUAUACGCGAUAUGGGGGUUUUAGAAGCUCUAUGCAACUAUGCUUCACCUGCCAAGAAGGUUCAACCGUCAAGGCCUGUGAUAAGCUUCUGUACUGCUGUUGUUAUCGAGGUUUUGGGCUCUCUUCCAGCUAUUGAUUCUGAUGCUGUAAAGAGAAUUCUUCCGUAUGUGGUUUCAAGCCUUCAGAUUCAUUCAAAAGGAAAUACAGAUCACAAGGCUGGGGCUUUGAUGAUUGUUGGCUUACUAGCUAGUAGAUCAACAUUAUCUUCUAGUCUUAUUAAAAGCUUGAUUCGCUCCGUUGCUGACGUGGCGCGUGACGAUGCAGAACAUUCUACUGAUUUACAGUUGUUUCGAGUGUCAUUCAUGGCCUUGGUGAAUGUUGUACAGUUUCAAUCGGUGGAAGUGCUCUCUAAAAAAGUUGUGGAUAUCUUGAAAGAAAUUCGGGAUCUUACGGGGAUUCUUUCUGGAUUGACCAAGGAGUUCAAUAUUGAUAAGUUUCUUGCCGUCCUUUUGGAAUCACUCAUGGAAUAUAGUUUUGAAGACGACAUGUGCCAUCAGGCACUUCUUUCUAUGAUCGAAACUGUUCCUGUUAAUGCUCUAGCUGGCCGUCUAGUCUCAAAAGUACUUUCUAUCUCUAAGAAGUUAUAUAAGAAAGGGAAUGAAACAUCAUCUACAGCAGCAAAAAGCAAGUUGAAACAAAUCUUGGUCUCCAUUAAUGUUCAUUAUUCACUGGAAUUACGAGAAGCUGUUCGAAGUUCCUUAGAGGACAUUGAAGUGAAAUCCAAGAAAGAUAAUUCUGCAUAUGAAAUUCUCUGUAAGGCAUUAGAUGGAGGCUUGGACUCAUCUGCAUCAUCCGAUUCAAAGAUUUGGUUUGGACUUGAACAUCCAAAGGCUACGGUUCGGAGGGCUACUGUUAUGAGCUUGGAUGCGGAUUCCAGUCUUGGGGAGAAGCCUGUUAAUUCUCAGAAACUUCAAACUUUAAAUGAUGCACUGCUGAGACGGAUUUAUGAUGAUGAUCUAAGUGUGGUCCAGGCGGUGUUAAGUAUGAAAAGAUUGUCUGAGUUCAUAAAACAUUCAGAUCUUCUAGAUGGCCUUCAGAAGGUGCUUAAAAGAUGCACAAGUAUAUUAUUCUCAAAGGGAUCAGAUAAUACAACUUUGGCUGCUGAUAUCACUGAGUCAUGUAUUAAGCAUGUAAUUGCAAGCCUCUCAGGCCAAGAAGGAUAUGCAAAAGAGCUCGCUGCAAUGAUAUUUCCUCUAAUAUUAGCCACGCCAAAGAGUCAGAAAACAAAUAUGGCGGCUUUAAGUGCAGCAAAGGAGUUAAAAUGGCCUCUUUAUCACGGAGUUGACUCCAGCUCUGAACAGAAAUUGACGUUUGAAAAGAUUUCUGAUCUUAAUAUGCGUAAUAUCGAUGCCAUGGCGGAAUAUUUUUCGGCCAACUUUGACGAACAUGUACGGUGGUUUGUUGGAUACUGCGAUGAUUUGGAAUCGUCCAAGACAUUAUUUUUCAUGAUUUUGUUGCAUGCACUGAUGAAACCACAAAAAGAUUUUGGGCAGUUUUCUGCAUUGUACGAAUCCUGUUUUCCAAUUGUUUUAAAAGAGUGGGACAGGUUAGAGGCAGCUGGAUUUGGAAUUUCUACAGAAGAGUCAAUCAAAACAAUGUUGGACAACGAUUGCAAAGCAUUUCUUGAUAACAUGCAUGACAUGGGAUUUGAGGAGUUGAACGCUGAGAUAUUAAUAUGCAUAUUCCGGCGGUUAUUGGAUGCCUUUUUUGCCACAACUUGUGAGGAUGUCUCUAAGGAUGAAAACAAGAAGCGGGAAGUUAUUCUUCAUAAAUUUUUUUCAUUUUUUGCGUCUCAUUCAAAGGUUAUUUUCAAGGAGCAUCUUCAUCAGCUUGUUUCAAAACAGAAGAGCUCUCCCGCUAGCUUUUUGUCUUCGCUUUUUACAGACGAAAGUGUUGCUGUUACUGUCCAAAAAGAGAGUCUACACUCAUUUGCGUUUAUUUGCUUUCAGUUAGAGGAGAGAAUUCGUUUAGAAAAUGAAAUAGAUGAGAGCUUACUUCUUCAACUACCUGCUGAGUUUCCUUCCAUUCUUGUUCCACUGUCUAGCGAUGACCAGGAAAUACGGUCAGCUGCCAUGAGCUGCGUUGAAGGACUAUUAACUUUAUGGCCACAUGUUAGUUUAUCUGGUGGGAAAAAUGGGAGAAGUGCUGUAUGGAGUCACUUUCUUGGAGAAAUUUUGGCGAUGAUGGUUCAACAAAAGAAGCUUAUUGUAUCCGACACCGAUUUUCUCUCUGAAUUUUUUACAACAUUGCUAAGCUCUUCGCACCAUGGAUUGCUGGUGCCACAUAGUGUUGGAGAAAGAUUUGAUAGGCCCACAAAAGACAGCAUACUGAAAUUUAUCUUGUGCUCGGCACUAUCGUUAUGUCCUUACGGAAUCAUGAAAAUAGUAUUCUUGCUUCAAGGUUUGGGAAACCAAGUUAUGCAAGUAAAAGAAGUUAAUACUCUGCUACAUGAUCUGUUAGAAAGACGCAAGAAUUAUCAUACGACAUUGUCAAAGAUACAAGUCAAAGUCCUUUGUCUUCUACUAGAGUGCUGUAUGAAGCUUACCUCAGCAUCCGUUGGGCAUUCUGUUGAUUCAUACAUUUUGAAGGCACUUCAGGUUGAUCGUUCAUAUUCAGAAGAUUUUUCCAUUAUACAGCCUUGUGCAACUGUUUUGAGAUGCCUUAAUAGUUCUUUGUAUGGAGGUUUCAAGCCUGAAAUUCAGGAACUUUUAUUUCAAGAACUUGUGUGUGUGUUUCGGAGCUGUAAUGGUGAAAUUCAGAAUGCUGCAAGAACGGCCUUGUUACAGAUAAAGGUUUCUAGCUCGACGAUACAUCGGAUGCUUGAUUUUGUUUUGGAAAAAGCAGCUCCUUCAACUGGUACACCACACGGAAAGAAGAAAAAGAAAGCCACUACCCAGCUAAAAUCUGAACUACAUAACGAUGUUGGUCAUAGGGGCUGCAGCAAGCUCUCGUUUUUGAGUUCUUUACUUGAUGUCUUGUUACUAAAGAAAGACAUAGAGAACAGGACCACUCUUGUAGAGCCAUUGUUUAAGCAUCUUAACAUAGUUUUUACGGACAAAGAGUGGAUAAAUGAAGCUGUUAAGCAGGAUGAACAACAUGCAGAAGCGUCUUCUGAUGUCUCACAAAGUACACUAUGUUACAUACAACAAAAUCUACUUUCAGUCCUCGAGGAUAUUACCAAUUCCCUUAUUGUCACUGAUAGAGUACAGGAUGGAAUUGUUGAGAGUUUUGACAUAAAGCUAUUGGUUAGUUGUGUCCGAUCGACAGAUGAUGCAGCCACACGUAAUCAUGUGUUUUCAUUGUUAUCAGCAGUUGCAAGGGUUAUGCCGGACAUAGUUUUGGAUCACAUACUUGAUAUUCUUACUGUCAUUGGCCAAUCGGCUGUAACACAGUGGGACAGCCACUCAAAGAAAGUAUUUGAAGACCUCGUAUCAACUAUUGUGCCUUGUUGGCUAUCCAAGACUGAAAAUCAAGAGGAACUGUUGCAGGUUUUUCUGGAUAUUUUACCGGAUGUUGCUCAGCAUAGGAGACUUUCUAUUGUUGAGCAUCUUUUGAGGACUCUAGGGGAGACAAGCAGCCUAGCUUCAGUACUUAUCCUCCUUUUUCGCUCAUUGGCUUCAUAUCAAGAUAACACAUUGGAGCAUGUAUCUGCAAGUGUACGUACACAGUGGCAGUACACUUUCGCCUUACAAAUUUCAGGGCAGUAUUCAUGCUCGAUCUGGCUUCCGUCACUUGUACUGAUGCUUCAGAAGCUUGAAAUGGAAUCAUGGGACCCACAACUUGUCGUGCAAAUUUUAGUUGCAAUGCAGUUUAUUAAUGACAAAUUACAAGAUCCGGAAAUAUCGUUCAAGCUUAAAUCUGGUGGAGAUGACAAUAGCAUUCAGGAAACAUGUGGGGCACUUAUGAAGCAUGUUGCCACUUACUUGCAACUGGUUGGGUCAAAGAGAAAGGAUCUCGGUGUUCCAGCCUCGCUCGGAAAAGAACUAAAAGAGCUCAUGCACGCAGUCUUGACGUCUGUCAGAAAGGGGCUCCUGCCCUCUACUUACUUUCAAGUCAUCAUCACAUUGUUGGGUCAUGCAGACCUAAGUUUGCGAAAAAAAGCUCUCGGGCUUCUAUGUGAUGUGGCAAAAGAAUGCAGCACAUUAACACAAAAGCAUAAUAAGAAGGUUGUUAAUCCAAGCAUAAGAAGCUCAUGGCUUCUGUUUGACGAAAUUACAUCACAACAUUUUGAGAAAAUGUGUCAGGAGAUCUUAAAAAUAGUCGAUGACAGUGCAGAUACUUCUAAACAAACUUCCUUGAGGCUAUCAGCGGUGUCUACCCUUGAAGUUUUAGUGACAGUUUUUCCUUCUAGUGACUCCGUCUUUAACACAUGUCUAGCAACGGUUAUUAAGCAUAUACAUUCUGAUGAUCUGGCAGUCUCUUCCGGAUGUUUCCGGACUGUUGGCGCGUUAAUUAACGUGCUUGGGCCUAGAUCUUUACCUGAACUUCCUAGUAUCAUGGAUAAUGUGUUUAAGAGGUGUCAUGCUGUCUCUUUGUGUGAUAAUUCAGAACCCCAAGACAGUGAAACUUCUAAAGAAUCUCUCUUCAUGUCCAUUCUUGUUACCGUAGAAGCGGUUAUUGAUAAACUUGGUGGUUUCUUGAAUCCGUAUCUUGGUCAAAUUCUGCAACUUUUAAUUUUGCGUUCUCAAUAUGCAAAUAACUCAAGUUCGAAGUUGAAGCUAAAAGCUGAUGCUGUACGGAAACUUAUAACAGAAAGAGUUGCUGUUCGACUUUUGCUUCCACCUCUUUUGAAGAUAUACUCUGAAGCAGUCCAAUUUGGAGAUUCAAGCUUAUCAAUUACUUUCCAGAUGUUGGGGGAUUUCAUUAGUACUAUGGACCGAUCAUCUGUAUCUGCUUUUUAUUUAAGUAUCUUUGACACGUGUUUGCUUGCUCUUGAUAUCCGCCGCCAACGCCCUACUUCAGUCAAGAAUAUUACUGCUGUAGAGAAGGAGGUUAUCAAUGCAAUGGUGGUUCUUACAGCGAAACUUACGGAAAACAUGUUCAAGCCUCUUUUCAUUAGGUGUGUUGAGUGGUCCGAAUAUGUAGAACAAAAUGAUGAUUUAGGGCUUGCAAAUGUUGACCGUGCAAUAUCUUUCUUCAGUUUAACACAAAAGCUUGUCAGUAGCCACAGAUCGCUGUUUGUUCCAUACUUCAAAUACAUUCUUAAUGGAUUGGUGCGUCAUCUGACCGAUGAAGUUGCAAAAUCCGGUCCAAGUCAAAAGAAGAAAGCAAAGCUUACAGGCCCGGAUGUAUACAAGAGCCAAGAAAAUUCUAGUUUGUCUGUUGGAAAAUGGCAUGUGAGAGCGCUGGUUUUGUCCUCUCUUCACAAGUGUUUUCUCUAUGACGCUGGAAACCUUGCGUUUCUUGAUUCCUCAAAUUUCCAAGUGUUGUUGAAACCUAUUAUCUCACAACUUGUGGUUGAUCCACCAACCUCUCUUGAAGAUCAUCCAGAUGUACCCUCGGUUAACGAGGUUGAUGAUGUGUUGGUUUCUUGUGUUGGACAAAUGGCUGUUACUUCCGCCAGUGACCUUCUCUGGAAGCCACUUAAUCAUGAGGUUUUAAUGCAAACACGGAGUGAGAAGGUACGAACCCGAAUACUAGGGCUAAAGAUAGUGAAGUUUUUGGUGGAUAAUUUGAGAGAAGAAUAUUUGGUAUUCUUACCUGAAACCAUCCCGUUCCUUGGCGAAUUACUCGAAGACGUGGAAUCGAAUGUUAAAUUGUUGGCUCAGGAAAUUCUAAAGGAAAUGGAAAGCACGAGUGGAGAAAGCCUUCGCCAGUAUUUGUAACAUCCUAAUUAUCAAACAAUCCACAUCAACUCGGUCAUAAUGUAAGUUUUGGUUUUCUGGUAAUGAGAAUGACCUCAAAAAUUUUGUAAACUAGGAGCCUUUUUUGACAUCUGGUUUGGAUUUUUAUGGUGUUAUGCUAAGCCCCCCAUUCCAUAACAUUAUCUAUUUUUCAAGAUAUGCAUGUAUUAAUAUAAACUAGUAAAAUUUCCACGCGCGUUGCGGGGGAAUUUGGUCGGUA